AUGACCGAGCCGAUGAAAAGUCACACAACUACAACGAUAACGAAGGAGGGCGACUACACGAAGACAGUCGUGACAACUACGAUAACCGAGGAGAAAAUGAAUAUGUUCACGCUGGCAAGCGCAAUAGAUGCUGGUAAGUAUACGUUUAUUCCGGAAUUUGGUGGCCAGGGCAUCUCCUACUGGACGGAGUUGCAACAACUCUAUGCCUCGUCCGAGACCAACACGAUACGCAAGUUCAUUGAUGCUGCCGCGCAGGCGCUGUUAGAGGAGUCUAGUACGGAAGAGGCUAAGGCCUCGAUCGCCUAUGAGACAACUAUCGACGUGCACAGUUGGCUGCAGAGCCUUGAGAUUGGUGUCGCACCGGCUGACUUGGCUUUGGAUCGUGUCUUCUUUAGUAUGCCAUUGCUGGUGCUUACGCAAUGCGCAAAUUACCUUAAUUUCCUUGAGAUCGCGGGCGUGACCCAUGAGAGUGUGGUCAAGAGGUCCACGACGGCCGUAGGCCACAGCCAGGGUGUGGUGAGUGCCGUCGUCUUUUCAGUGGCCAAAACGGCCGAGGAGUUUGUCGAGAUUGGUAUCUCCGUCCUGCGUUAUAUGUUCUGGCAGGGACUACGCGCGCAGGAGGCAUACCAAGAGCUUCUGAUGCAGCACAAGCAGGGUGAUAAGAAGAUUGAGAACGCUGGUCCAAUGCUGGCCGUACGGGGGCUCAAGAAGGAGCACGUUCUCAAGGCCAUUAAAGCUACUUCCCGCCGGACCAAGACGCCCGACCUUCAGUUAUCUCUCAUCAAUGCACCGGACAUGAUGAAUGUCACAGGCUUUCCCACGACACUAGUGCUGCUAAAGCAGGCGCUCGAGGGCAUGUUCGCCGAACCAAACGCUAGCCAGACACGUACUCCACAUUCGCAGCGGAAACCCACGGGUUCGCUCUCGUUCUUGCCGCUUUCAGCUCCGUUCCACACAUCGUUGCUGACUGACGCCAAGCCAAAGUUGGUACAGGACGUGCAGCGUGUCAAGUGCGCGAUUAAAGGCAGCCAGUUGCAGGUGCCAAUAUAUGCUACCAAUACAGAGGCUGUAAACUUGCAGACGGUAGACGACGUAAUCGAUGAACUUAUUAAUAUGCAGCUUCUGCAGGUGGUAGAUUGGACCGCGACGUGGGCAAAGAUUGUAAACGACCACUCAGAUGCAACACACAUUCUCGAGUUUGGCCCGGAUCUUGGUGUGGCGAAGCUGAGUGACAAGUAUGCGGAAGGAUCAGGUAUUGGAGUUGUUAUUGCGACUGCGAAGCACCCGACUGUGACCUUGUCAACAAACAGCGCUCCUCUUGUCGGCCUGCAGCAGUUCAUUAAUACUACGCCGACGUUCACUCCAGUCAAGAUGACUUGGGCAAAGAAGUUUAGUCCGCAGGUGACCAAGUCCGGCAAGCUUUGUAAUCGGUUUACACGCGUGCUCAACAAACCGCCGGUUAUGGUGGCAGGAAUGACACCAACCACCAGCCUGGAGGGCAUCGACCUUGUUGCGGCCAUCCAGAACGCCGGAUUCCAUGGCGAGCUAGCAGCAGGCGGUUUGUCGCGCCCUAACAUCUUUGAAGACGCGGUAAACAAGCUUGUGUCAAAGAUCAAGCCCGGCCUUGGCAUUGCAAUCAACAUGCUGUACCUAAACGCGAAGCAAUGGGGCUUUCAGUUCCCGAUGGUGCUCCGAAUGCGUCGUAGUGGUAUGCCUAUCGAGAGUAUCACGAUCGGUGCAGGUAUCCCGACGAUGGAGCGUGCGCUUGAAAUAAUGUCGCAGCUAAAGGCCGUCGGCAUCAAAUUGGUGUGCUUCAAGCCGGGUUCGGCGGACGGUAUUCGCGCCGUGUUGGAGAUUGCUGUGGCGAUGCCAAGUAUGAACGUGAUGGUGCAGUGGACCGGCGGCCGCGCUGGUGGCCACCACAGCUUCGAAGACUUCCAUCAACCGCUGGAGGAGACGUACGCCGCGAUACGUCGUGUUCCGAACGUGCUGUUAGUUGUCGGCUCUGGUUUCGGUAAUUGGGAGGAUUCAAAGCAGUACAUCACGGGCGAAUGGAGUCUAGCUCGCGGCCACCUGCACAAGAUGCCUUCAGAUGGUAUUUUAUUGGGCUCUCGCGUCAUGGUUGCGAAGGAGGCUGCAACUGCACCGGAUGUGAAGAAGCUGCUUGUUGACACACCUGGUAUUGAUUCGGAGCUAGAUUGGGAAAUGAGCUACACGGGUGUUGUGGGUGGCGUGGUCACGGUCACGUCAGAGCUGGGCGAGCCCAUCCACGUGGUGGCAAACCGCUGCGGUGUAAUGUGGAAGGAAUUUGACGAUAAAUACUUUUCUAUUCCGCGCGAGCAGGUAGAGUUGGCCCUUCGUCUUAACAAGAAAGAUAUCAUUACUCGUCUUAACGCGGACUAUCAGAAGCCAUACUUUGGCUGCAAGCGCGAUGCUGUGACUGGCAAGACUGUUCCGGCUGAUCUGGAGGAGAUGUCGUAUGGCGACGUUUUGGCGCGUAUGGUCGACUUGAUGUACGUGGAGGUCGAAGGCAAGCCACACCGUUGGGUGCACGGGACUUUUUUCUCGCGUGUGAGCAAGUUUAUCACACGUACAGAGGAGCGUUUCCGCCGCGACGUCACUGGUGACCUGUUUGAUCAGUCAGAGCUGAAGACGAAUCCGAGGAAUGCGGUGAGCGCGUUUAUCACGAAGUACCCACGGACUGUGUCAACGCUGAUGUCCAUCCCAGACUGUGAUUUCUUCCUGGAGCUCUGCCGCACAGGUGGUAAGCCUGUGAACUUUGUGCCUGUGAUCGACACUGAGUUCAAGACGUGGUACAAGAAGGAUUCGUUAUGGUAUUCUGAGGAUUUGGAUGCCGUUCCUGAACACGAUGCGCAGCGUGUGUUCAUCCUUCAGGGUCCUGUGGCUGUUCGCUACAGCACAAUAGUGGAUGAGCCUGUGGCGGACAUCCUGGGUGGUAUUGCAGCUGGCUUUGCUAACAUUGUGAAGGAAAGCGGUGCGAUUGCUGCUGUGGCAUCUACACAUGCUAAGCAGCCUGUGGCUAUCGCCGGCGUCGAGGUCACGGUAAACAAAGGCAGCGUGGAAUUGUCGAUCCCCAUCGAAGAAAGUGCCAUGCCGUCUGCUGACGAGUGGCUCGCUGCUCUUGCCUCGUUCGUGAACGACAAGGACUGGCUGAACGCGCUUAUUUCGUCGCCACAAGUUGUCGAGGAGAAAAAGUGGCUUGAAAACCCUGUCAGACAGCUACUCGUCCCCCAGGCUGGUCAGAAGUAUGUGAUUGACGAUGCAGGAGUGCGCAUUUUCGACAGUUCCAUCGACAUUUCUGGUCCUGUGAUCGAGAUCAAAAAGAAUGACGCGACCAUUGUGGUUAUUGUGAAUGAAGUGCGCCCGGCGGUAACUGAACUAAAAGUUAGUGUUAUAGCGCUGGAGAUGGCAUUCCAGUACCACCCGGAACUGUCCUGCUCGAUUCACGCUGAUGGCAGCGGCUUUGUCGAUAAGGUGAAGGCUUUCUAUGCCCGCUUUUGGGUGGCGAUUGAUGGCAAGGAGGAGGAGUCGUGUAAGGCUGCAUGCAUGGAAAGUGUGUUGUCCCCUUUCACAGCUGAAUUCUCCAUCACGACACAGGACAUCGUUGCGUACCGUACUGCACUUGGUCUAGGUAGCGACGAGGUUGGCGCUCCGGUAGACUUUUCAACGAUCGUAUCGUGGCGCCCGUUGAUCCAAUCCGUGUUCACAAAAGAGGUGAGGGGAAACCUGCUUGAUUUGGUGCAUUUGAAGCACUCAUACAAGUUGCUCUCCUCGCGUAAGGCAUCCGCUAUAUUUUUGCCAGGCGACGACAUCGUGAGCACGUCAAAGGUUGGUAGUCUACGUAUUAUUGAUAGCGGUAAGAUUGUGCAUGGUGUGGCCAUCAUUUCCCGCAAAACGGUGAAUAAGGAGAUGGUAGAGGUGCUAGAACCUCUCGUGGAGCUGCACAGCGAGUUCCUGAUCCGUGGCUCCUUUAACGACUUUGAAUCAACCUUCUCUAUUGAGAAAUCGACGGACGAGUUUGUGCCUAGCCGCAAGGAGGACGUGGAGAUUCUUAAGGUGAAGCCAUGGCUGAAGCUUGCUGCCGACGCAUCAGUGAAUGUCGGUGACCACCUGGUAUUCCACCUAACGACGAAGAAGAAGUACGCUUCAAUCGGCUUGCUGAGCUACGUGGAGGUGUCUGGCACGCUAUUCCGUGAGGAAGCUGGCUCAAAUGUAGAGAUCGGCGCGGUUCAAUUCACUAGCGAUAGUGUGAAUGAGAGCCCAGUUGUGGCAUUUUUGCGGCAAGCACAACCUAACGAUGCCAAGGCUAGCGGCAUGUUCGAGAACGGUGGCUCCCACAUGCUCGAGAAGCCACUCGAGAUCAACGUUCCGACGAACGCUUUGGCGUACGCGGUGGCAUCUCGUGAUCUGAACCCGAUCCAUCGCUCCAGGUACGCCGCUAUCUUGGGUCAUCUUCCGAAAGGUAAGCCGAUUAUGCACGGUCUGUGGACGGCGACGAAGAUGCGUGACCUGGUGAUUCAGAGCUUCGGUUUUGGCUUCGACAGUAACGUCGUGGAAUACGACGUGAAUUUUGAUGGUAUGGUGUAUCCGGGCGACAAGCUGUUCAUGCAGGCACGCCACAUUGGUCUUGAUAAUGGCAAAAAGGUCCUGUCUGUUGAGGUUGUGAAUGGCUCUGGUGAACGCGUAGUCAGUGCGCGUGCUGUGGUGAAGCAGGCGCCGAUGGCGUUUGUCUUCACUGGCCAGGGCUCUGCAGCAGUGGGUAUGGGCAUGGACCGUUACCAGGAGUCAUCAGUGGCCCGUGAUAUCUGGAACCGUGGCGACCUUCACUUACGCAAGACAUUUGGUUUCUCUAUACUAGAGAUGGUGCGAACGAACCCGAAGUCUAUUACAGUGCACUUUGGCGGCAAGAAGGGCCGUGCUAUUCGUGAGAAGUACAUGAGUUUGACAUGCGAAGACCCAGUAACUGGCGAAAUUGCACCUCUGUUGCCAGAAAUUAAUUCUCGUACGCAGAGCUUUAGCUUUUCUGCUCCAGAAGGUUUGUUGUUUGCGACCCAGUUCAGCCAGCCUGCGUUGGUGCUGCUGGAGAAGGCCAUGUUUUCUGAAAUUGAGACGGCACAACUCAUUCCGGACGAUGCUCACUUUGCUGGACACUCCCUUGGUGAGUACGCCGGUCUCAGCUCUUUUGCUGGAGCUUUGGCUGUUGAGGAUGUCGUGGAAGUUGUGUUUUUGCGUGGAUUGAUCAUGCAAAAAGCUGUGAAGCGCGAUGCUGAGGGGCGCUCUGACUACGGCAUGGUAGCAAUGAAUCCCACGCGUGUUGGUCCCCAUCUCACUGAAGAAGUCAUGUUCAAGAUUGUUGAUGGUAUUGGAGCUGCUUCGAGCAAGCUGCUACAAGUAGUCAAUUUCAACAUCCAGCAGCGCCAGUACGUCAUUGCUGGUGAAAAUGUCAAUCUGGAGACGCUAUCGUUGGCGCUAUCUACUUUCAAGACGCUGAAGUCGGCUGACACUGAAGAUGUGGAAAAAGUCAUUGCUGACUCAUUGGCACAAGCUCGUGCCCGCAAGGAGAAGUGCAAACAGACUGGUCGUCCGUUUACACUAACAAAAGGCCUGGCGACGAUCCCGCUCGUGGGCAUCGACGUGCCUUUCCACUCGUGUGAGCUGCUUGGUGGCGUGCCUUCGUUCCGUGCGCUUCUGCGGACCAAGUUCGACCCACACGUACUUGAGCGCCAAUUGCCGCUUUUGGUGAACCGCUACAUCCCAAACUUAGUGGCUACUCCAUUUUCGCUUGAGCGUUCGUACUUUGAAGAGGCUUAUGAGGCGACCAAGAGUCCGUAUCUUGCGGAGGCUUUGGACCCGAUGCAGUGGAAGCUGACGACGAAGGCGCAGCUGGCACAUCUGCUUGUGGUGGAGCUGCUGGCGUACCAGUUUGCAUCACCUGUCCAGUGGAUUAAGACUCAGGCGCUUUUAUUCUCGGAGGGUGGCGUUCGCCGCUUUGUGGAGAUUGGUCCUGCUCCGACGUUGACGAACAUGGCGCUGCGCACACUUGAGGUUGGUGACUUUCCAGACGUGUCGCGUGAGAUCUUGUGGUACCAGCGUGAUCGUGAAGUUGUACACUUUGAAGAGGAGACGUCGAAUAUUUCUGCUUCUGAGUACGCUCGUAGCUUGGCUGCAGAGGCUGCCGAAAACGCUGCAGCUGCGUCUGCUUCGACAGUGGAAGCUGUUCCUGCCGCCCCGACCCUGGUUGCCUCUUCCGUUGUCGCUGCUCCUGUUCAGCAGAUAGAGAUAGUUCCCGUUCAGCAGAUGCAGGCUUCUCCGGCUCCUACUCCCGCCGUCGCCGUUCCCGCUGCUGCUGAUGCUCCAGUUGCAGCCCUGCACGUGCUUCGUGUGCUUCUUGCCGUGCGCUUAAACAAGAACUUGGCUGAUAUUAAGGAAGAGACGGACGUGAAGACGCUAUGUGCUGGAAAAUCCGCUGUCCAGAACGAGAUUCUGGGUGAUCUCGAGAAGGAGUUUGGUGGAGGUGUGUCGGAAGGUGCUGGUGAAGUUCCGCUGAAGGAGCUUGCGUCAAAGUUCUCAGGCUAUAACACUCUCGGUAAGGUGACAAACGGCCUAAUCAAUAAGGUGGUGGCAAGCAAGAUGCCUGGCGGCUUCACGAUGUCGAGCAUCAAGGACUACCUUAGCGCUGAGAAGGGCUUGGGCGCUGGUCGCAUGGAGAGCGUUCUGGCACACUCACUGCUCCUUGCCCCACAGGCUCGUUUCAAGAACGAUGCAGACGCGCGUAAGUGGCUGGACGACAGUGUGGGCGGAUAUGCCUCGUUUGCUGGUAUCACUCUUGACGGUCCUAUGAUGGCUGCUACGCCGGGCGCGGCGGGCAUGUUCUUGAACCCUGCUCCGGUGUCGAUUCCGACGGUAAGUGAUAAGCCUGUGGAAGCGAAGCACGCUCUGUUGGUGAUGCUCGCGGCGAAGUUCGGCAAGACCCUUAGCGAGGUUUCGGAAACGGCGACUAUCAAGGAACUGUGUGCUGGUAAGUCGGCUGUGCAAAACGAGAUCGUUGGCGAUCUGGAGAAGGAGUUUGGCUCUGGCCCUGACGAUGCGGCAGAAAUGAAACUGGUUGAGCUGGCGGGUAACUUCCCCGACUACGCGUCCCCAGGUAAGGUAACCAGCGCUCUGAUUGCUAAGAUGCUGGCGAGCAAAAUGCCUGGUGGGUUUGGUUUGUCGGCUAUCAAGGAGUAUUUGUCUAACGAGCGCUGCCUGCCGAGCGGUCGCAUCGAAAGUGUGCUACUACACGGCCUGACGCAGAAUCCGAAGCAGCGUCUUGGUGAUGAUGGUACGGCGAAGAAGUGGCUGGAUGGCGUUGUGGAUGACUAUGCAAAGCUCGCUGGAAUUGACAUUCCUUAUGCGUCGAAGCUGGGAGGCGGAAUGGCCGGCCCAGCAAUGGGCCAGCAGAUGAUGCGGUCUAGCUCUUUGCCGAGCGACUUCGAGAAGCGUUUGAAGACUAUGAUUGCAGACCAGAUUGAUGCUCUGAACUCGUACCUGGGUGAUGACCAACUUGACUGGCAUCGCAAGAUCGAAACGGAAGUUGAUAUGCGUGAGGAGCUUGAGUUGUCAGUUACUAAGUGGGUGGCGGAACACGGCGAGUUCUACGGUGCUGGGAUUGUAGGCAAGUUUGAUGCUAAGAAGGAGCGCCAGUACGACAGCUACUGGAACUGGGCCGUCCAGGAUGCAAUGGAGCUGUACUACCGUACUGCAGCUGCGGCCAAGGGUUUGUCCGUGAGCUCGAAGCUAGCUGUGAGCAAAGGUUUAAGUACGCAUUUUGAGGCAAUGACUCGCUUUAUCAACAAGAGUGUGGACACCAUUGCAGAUGAGUCGGCACUUCCUCCGCUCGAGUGGUUUAAGCCGUACCUGUGCAAUCGUGCUACACCAGAACUUUUGCGAUGCACACAGUUCUUCGUGUCGCGGGCUGAAGAAGAAAGUAGUCCUGAGCUUGCUCAGGCGGUCCAACUCCUGGUGGAGCAAAUGGAAGAGUGGCUGAGCACAAAUCCUGUGAACAUGCAGAUCUUUAAGCCGACGCAGCCGCAACUUCGCAUUCUUGAAAGCGGCGAGCUUGAAUAUGCUGAGGUGCCUCGCGAAGGCGUGACAGACUCUAUCAACUACGUUGACGAGGUUGCUCGCGGGCUUGAGUAUAACGAUGCGAUUGAAACUGGCAAGGUUGCAGGCUCUGAUGUUACGGCUGGUAUGACUAGUGCUGUUGGAUUUGAGUCGACCCUGAACGACAACGGUAGCAUGAGUAGUGAUGAGCCUGACAGCGACGAUGAGUUUGACGAGGAGGAUCUGAUAUCCGACAAGCAAAAGACUAAGGCCAAAAAGGUUACUCCUGCCGAAGGGGCCAAGCUCGAUGCACUUCGCGAUUCGUUACGUAAGCGCGCAAAGCGGGAAUCUGCCAAGUCUUUGUUUGCUCGCUCGUCCUCGUUGCGCUAUGGUUUGAAUGAGAAUCUGAAGCAGAUCGUGCUGCCGCACGUGCAUAUCCGCAAACCUUCUGAUGUAGACCCGACGAUCCGUCUGUACGAUGUCGAGUCGACCUGUGUUCUGUUGUCAUGCAUGCGUGAAAUGGCCACGACGGGCAUUUCGUUUGCUGGCAAGGUGGCGUUACUAACUGGUUGCGGCAAGAACUCUAUUGGUGCAGAGAUCGUAAAGGCGCUUCUGGAAGGUGGUGCUACUGUGUUUGUGACGACGAGUAGUUUCGGUAUGAAAACGACUACUUUGUUUCGUGAGAUCUAUGAGCAGCAUGGUAGCCGCGGCAGCCGUCUCAUUGUUCUACCGUUCAACCAGGCAUCGAAGAUGGACGUGCAGAACCUGGUGACACACAUUUACAACGUGCACAAGCUGGAUCUAGACUUUGUAAUUCCGUUUGCGGCUCUAUCAGAGGUUGGACGCACGAUCACGGACAUCGAUUCGCGUUCGGAGCUGGCCCACCGUAUCAUGCUGACGAACACAAUGCGUUUGUUGGGUGAGGUUGUCACGGCGAAGAAGGCUCGUGACAUCACCACUCGCCCUGCAUUAGUUAUCUUACCAAUGUCGCCAAACCACGGUAACUUUGGCGGAGAUGGUCUUUACGCAGAGUCAAAGCUGGGCGUGGAGAGUCUGAUGGGCAAAUGGCACUCGGAGGGAUGGGAUGAUCAGCUUUCGAUUGUUGGUGCCAUCAUCGGCUGGACCCGAGGCACGGGUCUCAUGUCAGGUAAUAACGUAGUGGCUGCCGGUGUGGAGAAGAUGGGAAUGCGCACAUUCAGUACGACGGAAAUGGGCUUCAAUCUGAGCGCGCUCAUGCACCCUAGCAUUGUGGAUCGUGCGGCCGAGACGCCGAUUUUCGCAGACCUUACUGGUGGUAUGGCUCAAGUGAGCGACCUUAAAGACCAAGUAGACGAAAUUCGAUCGGAUAUCAUGAAGAAGUCGAAGCUGCAGGCUUCUAUUUAUGCUGCGCUGGAGAGUGACAAGAAAAUGCUGGCUCUGCCUUCUAUGAAAUCACAGUUUUCUUCCGGCUCAAAAAGCUUCGCUCCUCGUGCGAACAUGUCGAGCUACUACUGCAACUCGUUCCCAAAGCUUUCGGGUGUGGCAGAGCUGUCAUCCUCGGCGAAGCAAGCGAUGUUACGUGGCAUGCUGGAUCUGCGCCAGGUCGUCGUCGUGACUGGUUUUGGUGAGGUAAGCCCGUGGGGAAACUCGCGUACGCGCUGGGAGAUGGAGUCAUACGGCGAGUUUUCGCUGGAAGGCUGUAUUGAGCUAGCGUGGCUGACGGGCCGCAUCCUGUUUGAGAAGGGCAACUGGGUGGAUGCCAAGACAAAGAAGAUCGUGCCUGAUCAUCAGGUGAAGCCUCGCUAUGAGGAGGAUAUCAUAAACCAUUCGGGUAUCCGCAUCGUGGAGCCAGAGCUGUUUGACGGCUAUGACCCGAAGAACAAAGUAGUGCUACACCAGGUGGCCAUCGACAAGAAGAUGUCGCCGAUUGAGGUAGCUGACCGCGAGGAGGCGCUCCAGUUCCGCAAGGAACUGGGCAAGGAGAACGUAGACGUGUUCCAAAACGCGUCUGGCGCUUGGAUGAUCCGUCUGCGCAAGGGAUCUAUUUUGAACAUUCCUCGUGCUCUCAACUUUGAUCGCUUUGUGGCUGGUCAAAUUCCGACGGGCUGGAGUGCCGAGCGCCUUGGCCUAUCUAAAGACUUGGCCGAUGCUGUGGAUCCAAUUACGCUGUAUGUGCUCGCGUCGACGAUGGACGCAUUCGUUGCAGCCGGUGUGACGGAUCCGUACGAGUUCUAUCAGUACGUGCACGUUUCGGAGAUUGGCAACACGUCCGGUGGCGGAAUGGGUGGUAUGCGUGCGUUCAAGCAGAUUUACCGGGAGCGCUUUUUGGGCAAGACGGCUCCAAGUGAUGCGUUGCAAGAAUGCUUCAUUAAUACGCCUCCUGCCUGGGUAAACAUGUUGCUGCUGAGUUCGUCCGGCCCGAUCAAGACCCCUGUUGGUGCUUGCGCCACGGCUGCUGAAUCUGUGGACAUCGGUGCUGAGACAAUCAAGAGUGGCAAGGCUCGUAUUUGUAUCGUUGGUGGCUAUGAUGAUUUUGGCGAAGAAGGCGCGUACGAGUUUGCACAGAUGCAAGCUACAAGUAACUCGGUAGAGGAGGUCGGUAUGGGCCGUGAACCGAAGGAGAUGUGUCGCCCGUGCUCGACCACGCGAGGGGGAUUUAUGGAGAGUCAUGGUGCGGGUAUGCAGCUGCUGAUGGAUGCACAGCUUGCGCUGGAAAUGGGCCUGCCAAUUUAUGGCAUCGUCGCGCUCACGAAUACCGCGACGGACAAGAACGGUCGAUCGGUACCAGCUCCUGGUCAGGGCAUUCUGACGACGGCUCGUGAGUCCUUGCCGGACAAUUCGAAGCCGUCGCCACUGCUUGACGUAGAGUAUCGUCGCCGCCAGUUCGACGAUGAGUUGGAAAGUAUCGAGAAGUGGUAUGCGCGUGAGAAAUCUUUGAUAGAUGAAGAUGAGUCUCGUGUUGCUUUUUUGAAUGAGAUGAAGUUGCGUAAGGUGCAAUGUGCACAGUCCAUGUGGGGAGACAGCUUUUAUCGAGGCCGUACAGACAUUGCUCCUCUUCGUGGUGCGCUGAGCGCGUGGAACCUUGACAUUGAUGACGUGGGCGCGACGAGCUUCCACGGUACAGGUACCAAGGCCAACGACAAGAAUGAGAGCGAAGUGACGCAUAAGCAAAUGGCCCACCUGGGUCGCUCGACGGGUAACCCGCUACCUGUGAUUUGCCAAAAGAAUUUAACAGGUCAUCCAAAGGGUGCUGCGGCUGCGUGGAUGCUCAACGGCCUGUUACAGGUGCUGAACACGGGUUUGAUCCCUGGUAACCGUCAGCUUGAUAACACAUGCCAGACCUUGCGUACGUAUGACCACCUCGUGUACCCGAACCGUAGUUACCAGACCGUGGGCGUCAAGGCUGUAAUAAUGAAGAGUUUUGGCUUUGGUCAGGCCGGUGGCGAAGUGCUGCUGGUGCACCCGGACUACCUUCUUUCUACACUCUCUGCUGCCGAUUUCCAGCACUAUUCGGCUCGUCGCGAAAAGCGCCUGAUUAAGAUGAAUACGCACGCCCAGAGUGUACUCACAAGCAAGCAGUUGCAUAUUCAGGUAAAGAAUGAGGCGCCUUACUCUUUGGCUCAGGAGAGCAACGUGUACUUGGACCCAACUGCUCGUGCCGAGUACGACGCGGCGUCGCACACGUGGCGAUUUGGCGGUGCGGACUCGCUUACUGCAGAGGAGAGUCGCCGCAUGCGUGCUGAAAAGCGCGCGAAGAAGGCAAAGGCUGCUGUGGAAGCUGCAGCAUCGUCGUUAAAGAGAACUUCGCACGCGCAUCAGACUGACUCGUCGUCGACGCUGUUGACUGCCAUCAACCAAGCAGCGACUGACCUGGGUUUGGUGUCGAAGAACAUGGGCAUGGGCGUGGACGUGGAGCCUGUGGCUACAUUCGAGAAUCUAAACGGCCGCGAGGACUUUAUCCGACGCAACUUCACGGACCAGGAGAUGGCAUAUUGCUACAGCUCGCCUCACCCGGCAGCAAGCUUUGCAGGUCGCUGGGCUGCCAAAGAAGCGGUGAUCAAGGCUAUCUCGAGUUCCACGCCUACGGAGCCUAACCUUUGGAAAGGCGCCGGUGCCCCGCUGCGUGAGAUUGAGAUUUUCAUGACUGCAUCCGGCGCUCCGUCCGUGCUGCUUUCAGGCUACCCGCUGCAAGUGUUUAAUCGCCUUGGAUUGUCGAAGUUGAGCGUGUCUAUUAGUCACUCGGGUGACUUUGCUGUCUCACAGGCGGUGGCCAACUUUCAGCAUGAGUAA
This is a messenger RNA of Peronospora belbahrii, 12372 nucleotides long. Lineage: Eukaryota; Oomycota; Peronosporomycetes; Peronosporales; Peronosporaceae. The record is from the annotation of a GenBank genome assembly.